CUCCGCCUCCGCCUCCACCUCCACCUCGUCCUCCCCAGCCUCCACCACCGAGCUGCCCUCUGCGCCCCCCGCCCCUCGCUGCCACCACACCAGCAGGACCUUCACCGGCCUGAGGAUCUUCUGCAGGAGCUUGUAGUUUGAAUAGCUCUGCACUCAGGCCAACUACUGUUCGGCCCUACAGCCAGAGAGGAGUCUGCCCGUCUCUCCGUCCAACAUGGACACUUUUUUCCGCCGUCACUUUAAGAGGAAGGAAGCAGCUCUGCAGGUGGAUGCAGAGGCCAAACCCUGCCGCCAGCGGAGGCCCAGCGUGGCCAUCCCCACCAGCAAGGCCCGCAGGAGGUCCAGCGUCGGGCUGCCUUCCUCCACCUUGACCCAGCAGCGGCGCUCCAGCGUCCAGCUGCAGGUGGGGCUGCCGUGCGCAGGAGGGGGGCGUCUGGCAAAAACAGCCAGGCACAACAGGUGGGCGGGACACGUUCGCAGGCGCUCCAGCACCACCACCCCCAACCUCAACCCGAGGUUUGCCGUGCGCAGGAAGAAGGUGGGGAAGCUCCGGACCAUCGACACCCACCUGCUCGGGCCGUCCAUGCUGCUGGCCAGUCUGAUCCAGAUGGCUGAGGAAGAGGAGGAGGAGGAGGAGGGCGGCAUGGGGGCGGGGCUACCGGCCGGGGAACAGCAGGUGGAGGUGAGGGGCGGGGCCAACAACAACAGGAGGAUGUUUUCACGCUCCAGCAGCCUCCACUCAGACGGAGACGAUGACAGCAGCGAUUACUCCACCGCCGACGACAGCCAAUCAGAAGCCAGUCAGCUGUCUGAGGCGGAGCGGCUGGCUGAAGAGGAGGACGCCACCUCCUGGUCUCCUGAUCAGCACUUCUCCACCCCCUCCUCCUCCUCCGCUCUGGAGGUGAUGAGAGACACUCCCCAGCCUCCGUCGACGUCGCGGCCCCUCAUCAGGGCCCCUCGCUGCCUCCGCAGGAACUCCUCUCAUGUUUUUGCGGGAGACUCUGCUCCCUACGGCCGCUAUCGUGCCUCCAGCCAGAGAAAGAGGAGAAAGAUCUCCACCGUCUCCAAGGCUGGGAGCCCCUGGCCAGGAAGAGGCCCCCCGCUGCCCAGCCGCAGGAGUUCAGUCUACUACCUCAACCACCUGGCCUUCUACAGGGGCCCCGGAGCCCUCAGCCCGCUGGGGGCCCACGCCUACGACUCGCACCUGGAGAGCUGGAGUAGCUUCCUGCUGAAAGCCAUGGCGAAGUCGGGCCUGCCGCACGUGGCGGCUCAGCCCAACGUCUCGACGUCCGGACAGGCCGACGCGCUGCACGAGCCCAACAGCACCGUCGACUGGAGCGACAACGCCCAGUUUGGGGACCACAUCUGGUUUGAGACCAGCGGGUCAGGAGACUUCUGUUACGUUGGAGAGCAGUACUGCAUCGCUAAAUCACUGCAAAAGUCAGUGGCGAGGAAGAAAUGUGCUGGAUGUAAGAUAUCGGUCCACACCAUGUGCAUGGAGCAGCUGGAGAAGGUAAACCCCGGAUCUUCUCUGGACCAGAUUCACUCGGAGGCUUUUCUUCUUGCUGUCCUCACAGUCUCUCGUCUCUGUGUUCAGAUUAAUUUCAGGUGCAAGCCGUCAUUUAGGGAACCGGGAUCUCGAGCUGUUCGAGAGUCCAACGUUGUGCGGCACCACUGGGUCCACAGGAGGCGUCAGACAGGGAAGUGUCGACAGUGUGGGAAGGGAUUUCAACAGAAGUUUUCAUUUCACAGCAAAGAGAUUGUUGCCAUCAGCUGCUCGUGGUGCAAACAGGCGUAUCACAACAAGGUGACGUGCUUCAUGCUGCAGCAGAUAGAGGAGUGCUGUUCUCUGGGAGCUCACGCUGCCGUCAUCAUCCCUCCUACCUGGAUCAUCAGGGUCCGGAGAACACAGUCGUCUCUAAAGUCCAGUAAAAAGAAGAAGAGGACGUCGCUGAAAUGCAACAAGUCGAGCAAGAAGGGGGCAGAGGGCCAAGAUGGCCGCUGGAAGCCCUUCCUGGUAAAGCCUCUCCCCUCUCAGCUCAUGAAGCCUCUGCUGGUGUUUGUCAACCCGAAGAGCGGAGGAAACCAGGGAGCCAAGAUCAUCCAGUCUUUCAUGUGGUACCUGAACCCUCGGCAGGUGUUCGACCUGACGAAGGGAGGACCCAGAGAGGGGUUGGAGCUGUAUGCCAAAGUGCCCAACCUGAGGAUCCUGGCCUGUGGGGGAGACGGGACGGUGGGCUGGAUCUUGUCGGUGUUGGACCAGCUGAAGCUCCGUCCUCAGCCUCCCGUGGCCGUCCUUCCUCUGGGGACCGGCAACGACCUGGCGAGGACUCUCAACUGGGGAGGGGGUUACACUGACGAACCGAUAACAAAGAUCCUUUCACACGUUGAGGAUGGAAACAUCGUCCAGCUGGACCGAUGGAACCUGAACGUGGAGGCGAACCCCGAGGCCCGGCCGGAGGACAGGGACGAACAUCAGACAGACAAGCUUCCUAUCGACGUCUUCAACAACUACUUCAGUCUGGGCUUCGACGCUCACGUCACGCUGGGCUUCCAUGAAUCCAGAGAGGCGAACCCGGAGAAGUUUAACAGCCGCUUCAGGAACAAGAUGUUCUACGCAGGGACGGCCUUCUCAGAUUUCCUGAGCGGGAGUUCGAAAGACCUCGCCAAGCACAUCAGAGUGGUGUGCGACGGUACAGACCUGACGGCCAAAGUCCAGGAGAUGAAGUUACAGUGUCUGCUCUUCCUCAACAUCCCCAGGUACUGUGCCGGCACCGUGCCGUGGGGUCACCCCAGCGAGCAUCAGGACUUUGAACCGCAGCGUCACGACGACGGCUGCAUCGAGGUCAUCGGCUUCACCAUGACGUCUCUGGCCACGCUGCAGGUGGGCGGUCAUGGUGAACGGCUCCAUCAGUGUAAAGAAGUGACCCUCACCACCUUCAAGUCCAUCCCCAUGCAGGUGGAUGGAGAGCCCUGCAAGCUGGCACCGUCCAUCAUCCACAUCAACCUGAGGAACCAGGCCAACAUGGUGCAGAAGGCCAAGAGGAGGAUCUCCAUGCCCCAUCUCAACGAUCAGCAGCCUGUUCCUGAGAAGCUGCAGAUCAGAGUGAACAGGAUCAGCAUGGCAGCGUACGAGGCUCUGCACUACGACAAGGACCAGCUGAGGGAGGCCUCGACGCCGCUGGGAGUGAUCACCGUCCCCGGAGACAGCGACCUGGAGACCUGCCGCCUGCUCAUCGAGCGUCUGCACGACAACCUGGACCAGGACUGCGAUGCGAUGAAGGGAGAGUGUCUGUCUUCACAGAAGUUGUCCAUGAAGUGGUGUUUCCUCGACUGUACAACAGCUGAUCGCUUCUACAGGAUCGACCGAGCUCAGGAGCACCUGAACUACGUGACGGAGAUCUCCCAGGAGGAGCUGUACAUCCUGGACCCGGAGCUGGUCGCCAAGGAGACGGUGGGCACCUCCCCCGGCAUGCCUGACCUGGUGGACUCCGAGGAGCACCAGGACCAGCAGAGGCAGUUCGCCUUCCCCUGCUCCCCGUCCUCCCCCAAAUCCUCCCCCGCUCCGAGGGCCAGAGACUGUCAGAGGAAGAGGAUUUCCAGCGACAGCUCGGUGGCCGAGGCCCUGAACCAGAGCUCGGCCAAGACUACGCUCUGCAGGAGGGGGGCAAAGAUUCUCAAUGUCCAUCGCUCCAAUACCACCCUCGCUGAUUUCAGCCCCGUCAUUAGUCCUUCCAGCGCUACCUCGCCCGACCCCGAGAAAGAUGCAGCGUUGAUCAGCUGCAUCAAGACUGAAGACCUAAACAGACUGAUGGAGCUCCACCAGCAGGGGGCGGACCUCCUGCUGCAGGACGCCGCCGGCUGCACGCUGCUGCACCACGCUGUGGAGGCCGGCAGCAAAGAGAUCCUCAAGUACCUCCUUGACAACGUGCCCGCAUCUCACCUGGACAUAACGGAGAAGGAGACAGGCGAGACGGCGCUCCAUAAAGCCGCCUCCUCCUGUCAGAGGAGUAUCUGUCACUACCUGGUGGAGGCCGGGGCGUCGCUCAUGAAGACGGACCUGCAGGGCGAGACUCCCAAACAGCGCUCUGAGAAGGCCAACGACCGGGAACUGGCCGAAUAUCUGGAGAACCGCCAACAUUACCAGAUGAUCCAGAGAGAAGACCAAGAGACGGCGGUCUGAAGUCCACCCUGUCUGUCCAAAACAUCUGUCUGUCCUUAGGUCUUUCGUUUAUUUACUCCUUCCUCCGCAGGGUCAAAGAGCACAGUUAGGCCUAACUCCGCAGACCGGGCGUAUAGACGGCAACAUAUCAGCUAGUGCUUCUCCUCUGCUGUAACGGGCAGGAGGCCGGUAGACACAUAAAAACGGAUUAUCAUCAUUUUUUUUUUUUCCCUCAAACUGCUUUAAUUGACCAGAGCUGACGCUUCGUUGUGGAUGAAGUCGGGUUUGUAGAAGCCUGAAAACGCCUCGGUCCUCCGGUCGAGUCCAAACUAAAGAACCUAAAAGCCUCUGGACACUAAAGUGAAUUCAACCGCGUCUCCUCAGGCCACAAAGACUUUCAGAUCUGCAAACUGCGUUUUGAAUGUGGCUUUAUCGACUCAGCGUUAGCGCUCUGACUUCUGUGUUAAACGACAAAGAUGUGUGUACAGUAAAGUGCCGUUGACGGGAAACAACGGCUGCUUUGACCGAACAGCGACUGCAUUCAUGUGUCUGCAGCUGAACGGGAAAACGUGUCUUCUUUCCAGCUUCUAGCGACCUUCUGGAUGUAUGUGUUUACUCGACAGAAAUAAGUGUUUGUCCAGACUCUGAAUAUUUAACUUAGACACAGAUGAAUUUAGCUAUUUAUGAUUUACUUGUGGAGAUGAAACACAUGUCGCUUGUGAUCAAACGCACUGAAGCGAGUCGUCCACUGCUUCAGUCUGAAUUUUAGAUAUUUCGGUCAACAUAUGAGAUUUGUUUUUGUAAUUAUUUUUUUUGUCUGUUACAUAACUGUAAAGCAAAUGGCUGCCAGCAGGAUGUUUUCAUUGUGAUGUGUAUCUACUGUGUAAACAGUUCUAAACAGAAGCUGAAGCCAGAUUCUGCCAAAGCAGUCGAGUCUGUAUUAAUAAUAAGUAACAGUCAGUGACAUCAUACUGUAUGAUAUUGGAGUAAUAACUGUUUUGUUUGGUUUUAUCAUUUCUGAGUGACCUGCAAUAAAGCAUGUCAGUUACA
Messenger RNA from Siniperca chuatsi (mandarin fish), 5212 nucleotides. It is a transcript of the gene dgkzb, whose product is annotated as diacylglycerol kinase, zeta b. Gene Ontology annotation, molecular function: ATP-dependent diacylglycerol kinase activity; protein binding. Gene Ontology annotation, biological process: intracellular signal transduction; diacylglycerol metabolic process; regulation of synaptic transmission, glutamatergic. The coding region runs from base 215 to 4183 and encodes 1322 amino acids. Gene Ontology annotation, cellular component: nucleus. NCBI's taxonomy places the organism in Eukaryota, Metazoa, Chordata, Actinopteri, Centrarchiformes, Sinipercidae. The record is from RefSeq and is a predicted model, not a curated record. The transcript has 33 exons.